This is a messenger RNA of Penicillium robsamsonii, 2064 nucleotides long. Its product is annotated as GMC family oxidoreductase. Gene Ontology annotation, molecular function: oxidoreductase activity, acting on CH-OH group of donors; flavin adenine dinucleotide binding. NCBI's taxonomy places the organism in Eukaryota, Fungi, Ascomycota, Eurotiomycetes, Eurotiales, Aspergillaceae. Bases 1 to 2064 code for a protein of 687 amino acids. The record is from RefSeq and is a predicted model, not a curated record. The transcript has 7 exons.
AUGCGCCCUGGUCUAUCUGCUACCCAGAUCGUAGGCGCAAGCCUAGUCGCGAACCAAUUCGCGAGCGCCUUAUCACCGCGCACGGAAAUUGACGAUUCUUAUGACUUUGUGAUUGUGGGAGGCGGUCAAGCUGGACUCGUGUUGGGCGCUCGUCUUUCGGAGGAUAAAAACCAUACCGUACUCGUUCUUGAGUCGGGUGGGGAUGGAGAUGAAUAUCGCAAGCGCAUAGAUACACCGGCAUACUCUUAUUUCGAUUCAUUAUGGACGACACCCUUGAAUUGGGAUUUUUACACUGUUGCGCAGCCCAAUGCAGACGACCGUGAGAUUAAUUGGCCUCGUGGCAAAGUUCUUGGAGGCAGUUCCGCCAUCAAUGGGCUGUACAUGACCCGUCCGGGUGAAGAUGAAAUCAAUGCCUGGAAAGAUAUGCUCGAAGAUAUGGACGGUGCCGAUAACUGGUCGUGGGACUCAUUCUACGCCGCCAUGAAGAAAAGCGAGACAUUCACACCUCCAACUGAUGAUGUGAUUGAUCAGGCUGGGAUCACCUGGAAUGCGAAAGAUCAUGGCACUGACGGGCCGAUCCAUGCGACAUACCCGGACUACACAUUCCCCGAAGUUGGUGACUGGUUAACGUCACUAGAGAGCAUUGGAAUUGACAUUUCUGAUAACAUGUACGGAGGUGAAACCUGGGGCGCUGACGUCGCGACCUCCUGCAUAAACCCUUCAAAUUGGACACGGUCCUACAGUCGUUCAGGUUACCUCGAUCCGCUUCCAGAGCGCGACAACUAUGAUGUAUUGGCGAAUGCGCAUGUGACUCGGCUUAUUUUCGAAGAUUCUACAUCUUCGGACAAGAAAACAGCGAGUGCUGUUGAAUACACAACCGAUAAAGGAUCAACGAAACUGAAGGUUAGGGUCAACAAAGAAGUCAUCCUAGCGAGUGGAACUAUCGGCAGCCCGGCUGUAUUGCUCUACAGCGGUGUCGGUCCGAAGGACGUCCUCUCCGAGGCCGGUGUUGACCUUGUAUUUGAACUUCCUGGUGUCGGCCAACACCUUCAAGACCAUUUUAGUGCCACCGUCAGAUGGAGCACGAAUGUGGACACAGCAGGUUCCAUCUUUUACGAUGGCGGCAAGGAUAAGAACGAUCCCAAAUUCCUCACAUAUAUCGAUUCCGCCGUUGCCUACGUGAAUUCUACCGCCAUAUACGGGAGUAAAGUCGAUGAGUACGAGUCGAAAUUCCUCGCCUCAAUCGACCAGUAUGCCCCGAACACGACUUACGACGAUGGCGUGGUCGCCGGCUACAAAGCAAUCUGCAACACGACAGCAUCGAAGAUCUUCAACGGCCCGACAGGUCAAAUCGAGCUGCUGUUCAUGAACAGCGAGGCAAACGGCGAUAUUGGCAUCACAGCCGCCCUCCAACAUCCAUUUAGUCACGGCCGUAUCUACAUUAACUCCUCGGACCCAAUGGACUUCCCUGUCAUCGACCCAAAUUAUCUGAACAACCCAGCCGAUUAUGAGAUUCUCCUCCAAGGUAUCAAACUCGCCCGCAAACUAGGUGAAACCAGCCCAAUGAGCAAAAGCCUGACAAAAGAAACAAUCCCGGGCUCCACCGUUCAGAGCGACGAAGACUGGGUAGAAUGGCUACGCAAGGAAGCGGGUACGGAGUUCCACCCGUCCUCGUCGUGCGCAAUGCUGCCCGAGAAGCAGGGCGGCGUAGUCGACGCCAAUCUACGCGUCUACGGCCUUACCAAUGUGCGUGUUGCAGAUGCCAGCAUCAUUCCCAUCUCCUUGUCCACACACUUGAUGUCCUCGACAUACGGUGUAGCUGAGCAAGCGAGCGAUAUCAUUCGCGCAUACUACAAGGCGGCGUCGGAGCCCAAGCCGGCUUUCAGUUCUUCCGGCUCGUCCAGUUCCACAGCUGCCAGCAGCGCAGUUGCCGUGAAGAAGAGUGGUAGUCCGAAGAGCAAUGGUAGUGCUGCUGGUAAUGGUGGCUCUGCUUUAUCGCUCGUGUGGACUUCUCUUGUUCUUGUUUCUGUACAUGCUGUUGUUGGUUAUGCUGUGUUUGUAUAG